AUGAUACUCAACAACGCGUUGUUAUGUAUUCUGUAAGGGGCCAACUAUGUUCAAAGUUUACAUCAUGUUAUUAAUGACUCGAAACUUGUUGAUGAGAUAUAAGUAAAGCACUGGCCCUGAAGUUGGCAUGAAUGGUUGAAUCGUCCAUCUGAGGGCUACCUUUGUCUGCUCGCGGGAAUAAGUGAAACAUGAGUAGUUCUUGGCAGCCCAAUCCGAAUGCAAAGCCGUUUGUACCGGCGUCCGCUUUCUUCACUUUACCAAUUCCUUGCGCCAAGAUCCGCAUUCGAAAGAAAGGGAUAUUUAGCAGGAUGAUUCAGUGGAUCCUGGUGAUAGUGUUAUGUGUGACUGUGAUUAUAAAUUUUAUUUUUAUUUGGGAUACCACGAAGAAGUAUACCAGGGAUAGAACUCUACUCAAUUCAAACACAGCUGAUGAAGGAGUUGGAAUUUCGAACCAUAACGAAAACAUAGGUUCUAUAGCUGAGGGCCGAAGGAUCACUAUAGAAGUCCAGUCGAGCAAAGAUGUAGCCUCUAUCACUGUGGAUGGAACCAAGGUGUUAGAGGCUACAGAUGAACAAAAGAGGGGAAUAAGUGUUGCAGUUCUAAACCAGAUGACAGGUGCUGUCAUGGCAACAAGGUCGUUUGAUACUUUUGCUUCUAAAGAGGACUCAGAUGCCUUGGUGCUGUUCAUCAACAUGGUGUCUGAUGGUAGAAUUAUCUGCUUUACAAUACGAGAUGAAGGGACGUACCAACUGAAGAAGACAGCACGGAACUUGAUGAGUACACUUGGAAGUGAAAACUUUAAGAACCUGAACUUCAGAGACAUGUGGGCCUUUGUGGUGCAUAAACGAGGCUCUGUCAGUGCAGAGGGGCAUAGAAAGGCCACCAAUUUUGACACCUGGGGAGAGCCCCUAACAAUUCAGGCCCUAGUGACACUGCAGUCACAGGACAGUGCUUCUUGUUCAUGGGAAGAAAGUGAUGUCACCAAAAGGAGAAGAGAAUUCUGUGAGAAGUUUGAAGGAUAUGGCAGUGUGUGUAGUUGCUCAAACCCUGCCCCACUUGACAUCAAAAGUGAUCCUUUACCAAACAGAGAGAAAAUGACUCUUCCAAUUGCAAUCAUUGCUAGCAACAGACCAAACUACUUGUACCGGAUGAUCCGGUCUGUCCUCUCUGCUCAGGGGGCAGAUCCUAGCAAAGUUACUGUCUUCAUUGAUGGAUACUUUGAAGAGCCUUUGGCUGUUGCAAGAUUAUUUGGUGUCCGAGGAAUCCAGCAUACCCCUGUCAGUAGCAAGAAUGCAAGAAUAUCUCAGCAUUACAAAGCAAGUUUGACGACCACCUUUAACCUGUACCCAGAAGCUAAGUUCAUGAUUAUUCUAGAGGAAGAUCUAGAUGUGUCAACAGAUAUCUUCUGGUAUUUUUACCAGUUGUUACCGUUGUUAGAACAGGACGAGAGUUUAUAUUGUAUAUCGGCGUGGAAUGAUCAGGGAUAUGAACACACUGUUGGUGAUUCGUCCCUUUUGUAUCGAAUAGAAACUAUGCCUGGACUUGGUUGGGUGCUAAAACGAAAGUUAUACAAGGAAGAACUUGAACCAAAGUGGCCAACACCAGACAAGUUCUGGGACUGGGACAUGUGGAUGAGGCUCCCUGAGAUCAGACUGGACAGAGAGUGUAUAAUUCCUGAUAUUUCCCGCACAUAUCACUUUGGAUCGAAAGGCCUUAACAUGCACCCCUAUUUUCAAGAAAUGUAUUUUAAAAAGCAUGCUCUGAACACCGAGUCAAAUGUCAAGUUUAACGUGGAAAAAAUGACGAAAGAGAAUUACGAGAUAGAGAUCGAGAGAUUAAUUAGCUCCUCAAGUACCCUCGAUCAUUCCAAGAACCCUUGCACAAGCGAGGAGUUCGUUCCGGAAGAGAAGGACAAAAACUUUAUAUUUUACAUUAAAAUGGACCACCCCACGGACUGGAUCACUUGGAGCGCUCUAGCAAAAUGUCUCAAGAUAUGGGACUUGGAUGUGAGAGGUUUUCAUAAGAGUAUGUGGCGGUUAUGGAUCAAAGGAAAUCAUGUGUUGAUUGUGGGAUGUCCUGCCUCACCGUAUUGUCAUCAUAAACCAUCUGAUGUGACUCCUAUCUUUAUACCGAAAAAGGAAAACGAGCAGUCGUAGUAUUGGUAUAGCGGUUUUCGAAUGUCGGGAGUCCUAAGUCGGUUUGUCUUCUCUGCUCUGUUAUUGGUUGAGUUCCAAGCGUCAUGCCUCUGUCGACCAAUCAGAGUGAAGAUCAGUGACUUUUCCCGCGUUCAGCGCUGGUUUUUUUAGCGUCAAGUUGUGCGCGGGUCACUGGUCUCGUGAGGCCUAAGUUUUUAUUGUAGACAGUGUUGGGGAAACCGUGCGAGAAAAUGUGGUAACUAUUGGAUUGGUAGCAUUUAUUUAAUUAUGUGUUUCUUGCUUAUGGGAAAUGAUCGGAGAGCCUCAUUGUUGUGUUUUUGAAAAUGAUCGUGAUAGUGUGUUUCAUCUGAGUUUAUUCUCUUAUCUCUAUUUUGACUACUGGGGGGUCCAAAACUCUUUAGAAUUUGGCGGGACUCAGAAUCGAGAGCUCGCUGCUAUUUCUUGCAUCCAACUUUUCCACAGAGCGUUUGUUGACCAACAUUUCAAAGACAGCGUGCCUAGAAUAAAACUUUCUUAUGAUAAAAAGUGUAUGGUGAUUUGUUUCAGUUAUCAAUCAUCAAUUUAAUUAUCACUCCUUUUGAGGUUUUAGUUUAGAUGGUUAUUAGAAAAAACUGAACGCUUAUCUUUGUACAAAUUUUCAGUAUAAU
This is a messenger RNA of Stylophora pistillata, 2803 nucleotides long. RefSeq names its product protein O-linked-mannose beta-1,2-N-acetylglucosaminyltransferase 1. Gene Ontology annotation, biological process: protein O-linked glycosylation via N-acetylgalactosamine. Gene Ontology annotation, molecular function: beta-1,3-galactosyl-O-glycosyl-glycoprotein beta-1,3-N-acetylglucosaminyltransferase activity. The record is from RefSeq and is a predicted model, not a curated record. Gene Ontology annotation, cellular component: Golgi membrane. Lineage: Eukaryota; Metazoa; Cnidaria; Anthozoa; Scleractinia; Pocilloporidae.